Messenger RNA from Megalops cyprinoides (Indo-Pacific tarpon), 4336 nucleotides. Its product is annotated as AT-rich interactive domain-containing protein 4B-like. Gene Ontology annotation, molecular function: transcription cis-regulatory region binding. Gene Ontology annotation, cellular component: nucleus. Bases 215 to 4177 code for a protein of 1320 amino acids. The record is from RefSeq and is a predicted model, not a curated record. The transcript is spliced from 24 exons. Gene Ontology annotation, biological process: regulation of transcription by RNA polymerase II. Lineage: Eukaryota; Metazoa; Chordata; Actinopteri; Elopiformes; Megalopidae.
CGGGAGAAGGAGCGAUCUCACCGGAUUCGCAUCCUAAUAACAUCCCGGGGAUUUAAUAAAAAACGCCAAUGCUGUACUUGUUCGAUUAUAUGGAGGAUUAAAUUAUUUCAACAACUCUGAAAAGAAAAACAGAUCCCACAGACUGACCUCACAGCUGUAGCUUUGGGCUCGCCACGUCGUUCCCUCGACAGGACCAGAGGAGUCUCGGGCGAAAAUGAAGACCCUGGAGGAGCCCCCGUACCUGCCUGUGGGCACAGACGUGAGUGCCAAGUACAGGGGGGCCUUCUGCGAGGCCAAGAUCAAAACCGCCAAGAGGCUGGUCAAAGUAAAGGUGACCUUUAAGCAGGACUCGUCCACGGGGGAAGUGCACGACGAGCACAUCAGAGGACCUUUAAAGGUGGGAGCGGCUGUGGAAGUGAAAAAUCAGGAUGGAGUAUACCAGGAAGCCACAAUCAACAAAUUAACAGACGCCAGCUUGUACACUGUCGUGUUUGAUGACGGCGAUGAGAAGACCCUGAGGCGUUCCUCUCUGUGCCUGAAAGGAGCGCGCCACUUUGCAGAGAGCGAGACGCUGGACCAGCUCCCCCUCACCAACCCCGAGCACUUUGGCACGCCGGUCAUCGGCAAGAAGGGCAACCGUGGCAGACGAUCCAAUCCUGUUCAAGAAGAGGAGUCGUCCUCGUCCUCCAGCGAGGAGGAGGAGGGCGACCAGAGGCUGAACGACGAGCUGCUCGGCAAGGUGGUGUGCGUGGACUGCGUCGCCACCGGAGACAAGAAGAAGGCGCCGUGGUACCCCGCGCUGGUUAUUUCCCCGGACUGCAGGGAGGAGGUGGCGCUGAAAAAGGACAGUGUUCUUGUCCGCUCCUUCAAGGAUGGGAAAUUCUACACGGUCAUGCGGAAGGAUGUCCGAGAAAUGGACAGCGGGGCGGUCCCGAAAGCGGAGGCGGCGCUGAAACCAGCUAUUGACAGUGCCCUGGAUUUUCUGCGGCGGGGAGCAGUUCCUGGUACCUGGAGGAUGGAACUGAAGGAGGACACCUCUAGCAGUGAGGAAGAGGAUGAGGGUGAGGCAGAAGAGGAAGAGGAGGGUGCGAGCAGCGAGGAAGAGGAGGAGGAAGUGGAGCCUUUUCCAGAGGAGAGAGAGAACUUCCUCCAGCAGCUGUACAAGUUCAUGGGGGACAGAGGCACUCCUAUAAACAAGAGACCAGUGUUGGGCUACCGAAACCUCAACCUCUUCAAGCUUUACAGACUGGUGCACAAAUUGGGAGGCUUUGAUAACAUUGACAGCGGCUCCAUCUGGAAGCAAGUCUACCAGGACCUGGGGAUUCCCGUUCUCAACUCCGCCGCUGGCUACAAUGUCAAAUGUGCCUACAGGAAGUACCUUUAUGGCUUUGAGGAGUACUGCACCUCCACUGGAAUUGCCUUCCGGAUGGAACUGCCCCGGAAGCUGGCCGACAAACCAGGAUCCAAGGCAGAGAAGAAGGCUGAGGCCGGCGGCCUCGCCGCACCGCCAGGGACCGGUAGCCCUCAAGCCCAGGCGGAGCAGAGCCCCCGCACAGACAGCAGCCCCCAGGAUGUGCACCCUGACCUCUGCAAGGAGGAGAACACCGCGGAUCCGAGCGCGCCGGGAAGCAAUAAGCUGGAGACCGCCGGCCCAAAGAGAGAGGAAGCGGAAGACAAGGAAGCGGAUGACCAUAAGCGGGAGGAGGAGGAGGACGACGGGGACAAGGCUCCAGGGCCCAAGCCCGAGGACAUGAAAUCAGAAGGCGGCAACAACCAAGAGGACAAGGAGAAAUUGGGGGAUGACAGCAGUCAGGAGGGGGAAGGGGAGGAGUUUGAGUGUUACCCCCCUGGGAUGAAGGUGCAGGUGAGGUAUGGGCGAGGCCGCAAUCAGAAGACGUACGAAGCCACUGUGAAAGAGUCAGACCUGGAGGGGGGAGAGGUGCUCUACCUGGUGCACUACUGUGGCUGGAACGUCAGGUAUGACGAGUGGAUAAAGGCAGACAAGAUCAUACGGCCGGCGAACAAGAAUGCACAGAAAGUAAAACACCGUAAAAAAAUAAAGAACAAAGCGGACAGGGAGAAGGAGCGGCUGGAGAGAGUGGCGGAGCAGGAGGACCUCUCCCCUCCUCGGAACCACCGCGUCCCCCGCUCCUCCCGGGCCGGCGGGCCCCACGACUCCAAGCUGGACAGCAGCAGCAGAGGCGGGGAUCAGUCGCCAGCCAGGUCCCCCGAGGGCGUGUCUGUCCCGAACGGCCUUCAAGCCUCUGGGAGCUCGACGGAUGAAGACAGUGAAAGAGAGGAGGAUGAGGAUGGUGACAAUGACGAAGACGAGCACCUGGGUCCCCGAGGUGGCCACAAGAAGAUGGGCCUGCUGGAAGACACCAAUGUGAAGGAGCAUGGGGAGGGCGGGCCCCCUCUUGAGGGCAGUAGGACGGUGGGGGGGGAGAGGCUCCAGAACCCAGACGGCCAGGAGUCCGCGGACAGUGGCAAGCGCAGGGGUCAGCUGGAGCCAGAGGCCGAGAGGAGUGUCAGGAGGAGGAGAGCAGAAGGCCCCGGGGAGCGUAUACCCAAAGGUCAGGCCAAAAGCAAAGCCAGGGGUGGCGGCAGCAGGGGGGGAGACUGGCUGCCCGGCGGCUCCCCCAAGAGGCCGGAGGAGAGAGGUGCGGGCCCCAGGGAAGAGGGCGACCCAGUGUCUGGCAGCAGCAGCUCGGAAGACGAGGAGGCGGCCCCCAGGGAACCGCGCCCGGAGGAGGGCCCGCGGCAGCGCACCAGAGCCAAAUGCACGCCCUCCAAGAAGUACAACGGGCUGAAGGACAAGACGAAGAGCGGGCGACCCUCGGCAUUCUGGGAGGUGCCUGAAAAGAGGCCCAAGCUAGCGCAUGGAUCAGAGGAGAGGCUGCCUGGGCGCACCAAAGGGCAGAAGGAUGUCUGGUCCAGCAUUCAGGCCCAGUGGCCGAAGAAGACCCUGAAGGAGCUGUUUUCCGAUUCGGACACAGAGGCGGCGAACUCGCCCCCGCCUGCCGUGCCGGUGCAAGAGGACCCCAGGGCCGAGCCGGGACCGGAGGAGAAGGAGGGAGCAGAGGGGAAGCUGGAGCCUGACAAAACCCGGGAGUUCCCCAGCAGCGGCAGCAACUCCGUCCUCAACACGCCCCCCACCACCCCCGAGUCCCCCUCGCAGGCCCCCGGCGCGGCGGAGGCUCCCAGCAGGCCCGAGUCAUCCGCCCCUCCCCUGGCCCCGGCCCCGCCCCCGCUGGCCUCCGCCCCCCCGGCCUCCCCGUCGCCCUCGGGCCCUGGGCGGGCGGAGAGCGUGGGCGGGCGCAGCGAGACGGACAGCAGCACGGUGGAGGUGGAGAGCCUCGGGGGGGAGCUGCAGGAGCUGCCCCAGGAGGACAGGGUGGCGUCCCCCUCCACGGCCUUUGAUGGCAGCUUCUCCUCCAACAGCAACAGCAACUGCAGCCUGAGUGGGAGCAGCCAGCUGGAGAAUGAACAGAGGGCCAAAGCAGCGGCGGGCCAGAAGCGCCAGAGAGAUCCCCAGGUGGGCAGCACUUCCAGGAAACACAAGCGAAGCCACAAGAACGGAGGCGUGCAUUCGAAAAAGAGCCGCAAAACAGCACACAGCAGUGACAGCGAGGACCAGGCCACCAGCGAGAGCACUGCCAAGUCUCCCUCCUCCAAAACCCACAUGGCCACCCUCAAACCCGCCGGCAGGUCGUCCCCCUCUGGCCACAAGUACCAGAAGUCCGGGGACUCAGACCACCACCACCACCACCACCACCACCACCAUCAUCACCAUCACCAUCACCACCACCACCACCGGGAGAGCCACGCCCGCUCACCCCGUGUCUACAAAUGGAGCUUUCAGAUGUCUGAUCUGGAGAAGAUGAGCAGCCUGGAGAGGAUAGCGUUCCUACAGGAGAAGCUGCAGGACAUCCGCAACCACUACCUCUCCCUGAAGUCCGAGGUGGCCUCCAUAGACCGCAGGCGGAAGCGCUUGAAGAAAAAGGAGCGAGAAACAGGUGCGGCGGCUGCUUCCUCCUCUUCUUCUUCCUCCUCCGCCUCCUCCUCUUCGUCCUCCUCCCCCUCGUCCAGCUCGCUGACGGCAGCGGUCAUGUUGACUCUCGCGGACCCCGUGUCAGGGUCGUCUCAGAACUCGGGGGUGUCGGUGGAGUGCAGGUGACAGGACACUGGUGGCCCGCGGAUCUCUGCACUCGGCGUGCACCCCGCUCCUUUUCCAGCGAAAGGAACAGCCCAUCACACGGACGACUGAGGCACAAACAAACCAGAAAGAAACUCAACUGAACAAGGAGCACUAUUUCUUAUCUACAGUUAUUCUCUU